CGGCCAAAGUGCAAGCAGGAAUACAGCGGCAUCGCUGCUCGCGGCUUGGUGUGGACGCUGGCAUUGCUGCAAACCAGUGCGGCCGCGCUGUUGUGAAGCGCAGCGGUCUAAAAAUAACUGCGCCUGACGUUGUGCACGAUGCCGACGCUGCAGCAGCGCCUCGCCGACAGCGCCGACCCGCGGACGCGGCGGCAGGCCAUGCAGGCUUUGUCGGACUUUCUAAGAGACGACCUGGACGACCUCGCGAUGAAGAAGCUGUGGCGGAGCAUUUUUUUCGCCAUGUGGCUGGCCGACCUGCCGAAGGUCCACGACGAGUUGGCCCGGUCCGUCGCGAAGACCGUCCACCGCUUCGGGGAGGACGAUGCAGUACGACGGUGGACGCUCUGCUUUUGUAGUACGCUCGCGGCCGAGUGGGCGCGCCUCGACAAGUACCGCCUCGACAAGUACUACCUCUUGGCGAGGCACUUUGUAAGAGAGAGCCUCGCGUGGUGCCGCGCCAAGGACUGGGCGCCGGCGAGCGUCGACGCGUUCGCGGCGGCGAUCGACGCGGGCUGGUUCAGUGCGCCGAAGUGCCCGGACGGGCCGCGCCUACACUACGGCGACGUGCUCCUCGAGGCCCUCGUCGAGUUCGAGGUUCCCCCAUCUGCAGCACAUCGCUUCUGCCGGCCGCUGUUAAAUGCACUGGUGCACGGCUCGGCGCCCGUGGCGACGCGCGUGCUGGACCGCCUCGCGGCGCCGCUCGCCGACGUCGAGGCGAUGCGGCCGCUGGCGCGCCUCGUGCAGGCCGACGUCCACGGCGCGGCGGCGGCGGAGGCGACGCCAUCAUCAAGGCGCGCGGCCCUCUACGCGGCCGUGAAGACGCUGUCCGCCGCGACGGGCGACCGGUCCGCGCCGGUUGUUGCGCCGGCGGCCCCGGCGGCGGCUCCGCCAAAGAAGCCGGGAAAGCGCCGCGAGCUCCUGAAGAAGAAAGCCCGGAAAGCUGCGCUGCGGAAGAAGCGCUACGCCGGAUACCAGAAGAAGAAGUGGCAUCCCACCUAAGAAACACAAUG
This is a messenger RNA of Pelagomonas calceolata, 1049 nucleotides long. NCBI's taxonomy places the organism in Eukaryota, Pelagophyceae, Pelagomonadales, Pelagomonadaceae. The record is from the annotation of a GenBank genome assembly.